UGCGUGUUCCUUAGGAGUGUUUUAAUCCAAAACACCAUCUUUUUCCUUAUCUUAACUAGUCGUUUUGGUGCCUAAUUUUAACUUUUGUCACGGCAAAACACUUAUAUUUUCUGGACUAAAUUUAACCCUAAUCUCCACCAAAACGAGUGUCAGCUCGCGGUACUCUGACUCGGCUCAAAGUCACCUAUUUUCGGCUAAACACACCUACUAACUGCUGCUAAUACAACCGAGCUGUGACGGAGGUCUGUAGCCGGCGUCACGAAGCUCUGUAGCAGCUUAAACAACUCGCAACUGCCGCUCGCAAAUUUACGAAUCCUACUAUGGCCACGCCAAGACCCGCUUGUUGGAGCCAUUACACAACUUUGUUUGUUUUGUUUAUAUACCAUGUUGGUUAUGCUAAUUAAUCUACAGUUUUAUGUUUGAGCACUGGGUGGAGCAUUGCCUCUGGGAAGGCAUAUAGGUAAUUAACAGCCAGGGAUACACACAGGUGUGUGGCUAGGGGGAAAAGCAGACAGCUUUUCACCGUGUCCGGUUUGCGCGUCAUUGUUAGAUUAGUGUGCAAAAGAAAAUAAAUGGGUAACAGCACCAAAAUGCAGACAUAUUGUGGACAUUGAUUAUUGGCACGCAGAACACGCAUCCAAUCAAGUUCUUCCCUGGUCCCAUCUCAUUGGCCUAAUGUAGGAGCAGGGAAAAUACUCUACAUUAAAGUGAGAAGCUCACUUAAGGAACUCGCCAGGAUCGCCAUUCACAUGAUACGUGAUAUAUACACUCAGCGUUAUUUAGCUUGUAGCCAGCCGACGUCACGUGACCAACCGGUGGUCUCCUAAUUUCGUAGGAUAUCUUACGUUUUGGUGUUCAUACAUUUUCUUACAAUAUCACAAGGACCCGUUCGUGAGAAUGCGUUGACAUUCCACAUAUUAUCGAUAUAGAUAUGACAGAAAUUACAGAAAAGCAUAAUAGGUCUCCUUUAAAAGAACAUUGUGGCACAAGCCUCAGAUUUCAAUAUUACAUUUGAUUAGGUCGGAAAUAGAAGUUCUUAUAAUCUUUGCAUUUUUUGUUUUAACUGCCAUUUUGUUUAUCUGCAUCACUUUGUUACAUUUCAUAUCUUGUAUUAAAAUCUGAGUUGAAUCACCUUAAGCACCUUAUUGUAAAAUCCCAAAAUACUGAACUGAGUCAUUGUGAUGACUGAAUGUUUUGUUGCUGAAAAAUCAAGACUUAAAUACAGAUUUGAGAUAUUUCAGAUUUGUUAAAUCUUAGAAAUACAUGUCAAGCACUCAUAUACUGUUAAUUCAUAUUUGGGCUUCAAUAUUACAUGUGAAGAGUUCAUUUGCAAAAUAAAGAUAAAUGCCAUUCUUUAUCAAAAGAACCCAACUCCAAUUUGAUAUUUCUUGGAGUGGACAUAAAAAAAAAAAUGUAUUUAGGAAGAUAAAAAUAAUAAAUAAUAAUAAUGAAUUCUUCAUGUAUUUAACCCUAACGUUGAUAUAUUUCUGAUUGUUUCUCAGUGUUAUAUGUAACCUGUCAAUAAAAGGAAGGUGUUGACUGAAUGUUGUGGUGCAAGAUGUCUCACUAACCUCACACAUCAGACCCAUAAAGUAAUCUAAUGUGAUGUAAACAUUUCACUAACUGCAGUAGUAUUUCCUCUCAACACUUGACUGAACGAAUCGUCAGUUGUCUUCGUUUCCAGCUUUUGUCUGAAUAUAUUUAAAAUGAAAGCUACAUGAUGCAGUUAAAGGAUCAGGAUUGUUGUUAGAUCCAAAUUACAAAAAGGUUCAAGAAUCUUAAUUUCAAAAUCAAGUAAGUGAUCUCUGAUUUGAGGAUGAACUACCAGGUUCAGGUUUUUUUUUAAAGAAGGUUUUGGUCAGCUCAUCACUGGUGGAGGAAGUUAUUCAGAUGAUUAACUAGUAAAAAAUAGCAAUAACAUGAGACAACAACGAUGUAAAAAUACCAUUAAAAGUUAAGCAUUAAAGUACUCAUUUUGGCAGAAUAUCCCGGAUCAGAUAGUUUUUUAUUUUUUUUAUUUUUUGCCGGUGACUCUUCACCAAUUUACAUCUAUUCAUCCUGGCUGUCUACAUACAAAAGUGAAAGUAACGGUUCAGUAGCCUAAUCCUCGUCUCCAUUUUGUUUGUUCUGCUGAGGACCAGAUCAGAUUUAAUUCUUUUGAAAAAAAAGCCCUAAGGACGGAAGGCGGGGUUUUUCUUUUUUUUCAUAAAAGUAAGUCGACCAUUCGUGAUUUGUUCCGUAAUAUUUGGUUAGGUGGUUUUGUUGCCUGCGUCGUGAUCGUUUGCGGUUUGUUCUGCCCCAGCCUACUUCCUCGUGGCCUGAGAUGGAUUGUGCUGAGCUGUAGAUAAAUUAAACAAGUCGGAGUUUUAGAAAACAAUGUCGCUAAUACAUAUAAUUCUUUAUUAACACAGAUAUAAUUGGCUUAACUCUUAUUUGGCAGCAUGCAGCUACUUUUAUUUCACUUAGACUUUGGACGCUUUAAUUUGAAUAUGUUUAUUAUUAAGUAGGCACCAGUUAUUAAAUACACGGAUGGACGAUGGAGUACAGAGUGACAACAAUUUGUGUCCAUGUGAAACAUUUGUGUCCUUUACAACCCUAAUUUGAAUUUGUUCUUUUUUGCGCUAUAGGAGUGGUCAUGAAGAAGAGGAAACGGCCUGACUCCUCUUCUUCUUUCACUUCUGAUGAUUCCUUCCUGCAGCCAAUCAGUGAGCCGUCCGUCAGUUCACAGAUGAGUGCAGCAAAGUCCACACAUCCCAGCUGUGUCUCUCUGAAGAGUGAUCGAUCCAUGUACAUGCCACUCAAUUUUUGUCAUGAAGAGAUACAAAGACAGCAGAGUGAAGAGUCGUCCAGUGCAGAGGAGGAUUUUAGGGAUCCAGUCUUUUUAACCAUUGGACACCAGAGAGAUACUACGGAAGACACAUUUGUUACAGGGAACAGCCAUCGUUUGAAAGCAAAGAAGAAUCUUAAAGAAACGAUGCAAAAACAAUACACCGUGGCGUACGAAGGCCAUAGUGACCAACAGACUUCUCUGGAAAGCACCUACACAACGCUCUAUGUCAUCGCUGGAGAGAGUGGAAAUCCACAUGCAGAGCAUGAGUUCAGGCACCUUAAACAUAAAUUGGAACGACGAUCUUCUACAAAUUCAGUCCACCUCUGUGAAAUCUUCAAACGGUCACAUGGCCAAGAGAAACCCCCCAGAACAGUCCUGACAAAGGGCGUUGCAGGAAUUGGAAAAUCAUUUUCUGUGCAGAAAUUCAUUCUUGACUGGGCCGAGGAGAGAACUAACCAGGACAUUGAUUUUGUUUUCAAUCUUGCUUUCCGAGAGCUGAAUCUGAGUACCGAAAAAAAAAGCUUGCAUAAGCUCCUGACUGAUCAUCACCCUGCGCUCAAUGAUAUGAGAGAUUCAGAAGAUUUAGUCAAAGCCAGGGCUAUCGUGAUCCUGGACGGCCUGGAUGAAAGCAGACUUCCACUGGACUUUGAGAACAAGCCGGCAACAUCUGUCAGUGAAGUAACAUCUGUUGGUAAUCUCUUAGUGAACCUCAUCCAGGGAAACCUUCUUCCUAAUGCCAACCUGUGGAUAACAUCCCGUCCAGCAGCAGCCAAUCAGAUCCCUGCAGAGUUUGUUGACAUGGUGACGGAGAUAAGAGGGUUCAGUGACCCACAAAAAGAAGAAUACUUCAGGAGGAGAUUCAGUAAUGACUUGAGCCUUGCUGACAGGAUAAUUUCACACAUUCACUCUUCACAAAGUCUCGACGUCAUGUGCCACAUCCCGAUCUUCUGCUGGAUUUCGGCCGUAUUAUUUCAGGAGAUUUUUGGGGGAGAAGAGAAAGCUGAGACUCCCCAAACUCUCACAGAGAUGAUGGCACAUUUCCUGUUUGUCCAGACAAUACGCAGAAGCAGAAAAUAUGACAAGAAGACUGAGGAAAACAAAGAGAGACUUCUCAUGACACACAGAGAAUUUCUUCUGAAACUCGGCAAGCUUGCAUUUGUCCAGCUGCAGAAGAACAACCUCAUCUUCUACGAUGAAGACCUGGAAGACUGUGGCAUUGACAUACGAGAGGCAUCCGUCUACUCUGGAUUUUGUAGCGCAGUUUUUAGGGAAGAAGAAAUCUUUUCCCAGAAAAAGAUCUUCUUCUUUGUGCACCUGACCAUACAGGAGUUCUUUGCAGCUCUUUUUGUCUAUGACUGUUUCACCAACAAGAAUACAAAAGAGCUUGGCAACUUCCUCGAUCUGAAGGACGAAGAACAUGCCUUACUUGAUCUUCUGAAGAUGACCGUUGAUAAAGUGUUGGAGAAGAAGAACGGCCAUCUGGACUUCUUCUUGCGAUUCCUCCUUGGCCUCAUGGCAGAACCCAACCGGAGAGUCCUUCAGGGUCUGCUGACAUCGCCAGACCCAAGCCAAGAUACCCAAAAGAAAAUGUUGACUCACCUCAAAGCCAUCCGAAGAAAGGCCCUCUCUCCAGACAGUUGCAUCAGCCUCUUCCAGACCAUGGUCGAGAUGAGAGACAACAAAGUCAAGAACGAGAUUCAGGAAUAUCUCAAAUCGUCAGAUCGUUUGAGAACUGAGCUGACUCCACUGCACUGCUCUGCGCUGGCCUACAUGCUGCAGGUAUCAAAGAAUGAUCUGGAUGUGUUGGACUUGAAGAGUUACAACACAUCAGAUGAAGGCCGAAGGAGGCUGAUACCAGCUGUGAGGACCAGCAGAAAGGCCAUACUUGCAGACUGCAAAGUGACUGCAGAGUUUGUAGAGCACCUGGCCUUGGCCCUCAAGCACCCCUACUCAGUUCUGAGAGAUCUGGACCUCAGCAGCAAUGACUUGACAGAUUCAGGAGUGGAGCUGCUAUCUGAUGGACUAAGAAGUCAUACCUGCAAACUGGAGACACUGAGGUUGUCAGGUUGUCAGGUAACAGGGGAAGGAUGUGCUUAUAUUGCCUCGGCUCUGGAGACCAACCCUUCCCAUCUGACAGAGCUGGACCUGAGCUACAACAAUCUGGGAGAAUCAGGAAAGAAGCUGCUCUCUGAGCUGAAGAAUGAUCCGCGAUACAAGCUCGACAUACUCAACGUUGAACAUGGUGGAAGUCACAGGAUGGAACCAGGCUUUAAGAAAUAUGCCUGUGAGCUCACUUUAGACCCCAACACAGCCCACAAGAACCUCCUUCUCUGUGAAAGGAACAAAAAAGUGACCUGGGUUGAUGACGAGCAGUCAUCCCAUCACCAAGAACGGUUUGAUUACUGCAAACAGGUGCUGUGUGAACAGGGUCUAGAUAAGCGCUGCUACUGGGAGGUCGAGGUGUUUGGACCCUUAAGCAUUGGGGUCACAUACAGAGAACCUGACCAGAAAGGGAAGACGGAUGAGAUGGGAUACAAUGACGAGUCUUGGUGUCUAGUUUGCUCUAAUGAUGGCAAUUACGUUUUGCACAAUAACAAGAAAGUAGAUGUGACUUCACUUGGAUGGCGCUCUAGUCGGGUGGGAGUGUAUCUGGAUUGGCCGGCUGGCACUCUAUCAUUCUACAGAGUUUCUUCUGAUAGUCGGACCCGCCUUCAUACCUACAAAACAACGUUCAAUGAGCCCCUCUAUCCCGCUGUUAAACUUGAACACACUAAGUCUUUUGCAUUCUUUUAUCAGCUAAUAUAAUCAACCUUUCAAUGCAUUCACACUAGAGCCAAUACUUUCUGUCAGAAUUGGUUAUUUCCCAUUAAAAGGUAUUAACAAAUAGUUGUAUUUGUAGUGUAACAAUGUCCUGCUGUCUAAUAGAUUGAAGUUGUAGACUCUCGGGUUUCACAAUUAAGUAAAUUUACAUCCUAGAAUUUUAAAAUGAGGUUACUGUAUUUGAUUAUCCAUUGAUUGAAAUUUCAGUCAUUUGUCAAUCCAUGAUACCAAACAGUGUGAGGAUUAUGCCAUUAACACUUCUAGGAAACUAUACUUUUGUUCAAUUUUCUUACAUUUCAUUGAAAAAAAAGCCGUAUCAAUUUAUCAAGAGAAAAAAAAAUACAAAACACAUUAAAAAUAAAAAAAACAUAAAAUACAAUAAAUCAAUAAGAAAAAAAAGAGCCUGGACUUCUUAUAUGAAAACGUGUGCUGGCAGGAGGGGGACACUCAAAUCAAUGAUGGGUUUAUCACAUUGACAACUUUAAAGGAACACGGCAACUUAUUGGGAAUUUAGCUUAUUCACCGUAACCCCCAGAGUUAGACAAGUCCAUA
Messenger RNA from Perca flavescens (yellow perch), 6202 nucleotides. RefSeq names its product NLR family CARD domain-containing protein 3-like. The transcript has 8 exons. NCBI's taxonomy places the organism in Eukaryota, Metazoa, Chordata, Actinopteri, Perciformes, Percidae. The coding region runs from base 2636 to 5635 and encodes 999 amino acids. Gene Ontology annotation, molecular function: protein binding. The record is from RefSeq and is a predicted model, not a curated record.